UUUUCACUCAUGGCUUGAGCUGCGUUGUCUGGGGGAAAUGUAACAACAAAGGCAGAAAUUCUUUUUCUUCACAAAAUUUAUUGUGAUGAUAACCGAUAGUGCUGCAUUAGGAUUAAUUAAGAUUGCAGACAAUUUGACAAAAUAACCGAAUAUUCCCUGAAGACAUGUGACUGAGGAUGACUGUGCUGAAUUUUUGUUCCUCUUUCACCAAAAGGAAGUUUUAUUCCAUCAAAUACUGAGCAAAAUCAAUAAUUAUGUUUGGAGUGUUUUUUUUCAUUUUAUUCACCCCUGGAGUCAGUGAACUUCUUUGUACAUCGUCAGAUCUAGAAAUGUCAUAUAUUUUUUGUGAUUCUACAGCUCAUGCUUUCAUGUUUAAUCUGACACCUUGCAGCGUCAUGAACAAAUCUGUCUGGAAGGCUGCUCUUACCUGGAUUCCAAGAAGCGACAUCACCUUUUUGAAGAUUGUCUUCAAAGUCUGGUAUGAAGGUGCCAAUGCGUUGCAAUGGAAGGAAGUCCUUUGCAGUGGAGCUGACGACGAAUACUCAGUGUGUGGAACGCUGAAAGGAGAAACAUUUGCAACAGCAUUUGACAUUAAAGGUUCAAGAAUACAGUUUCCAAAGGGCAAUUAUAACAUUCUUUUACAAGGAUUCUCUGAUGAUUCUGACAAUAAUAUGGUCAUCUGCUUGAAUUUCACCAUGAUAGUAAAAAAAGACACUUUCUGAAUGUGACAAACGUUUCAAAUAAUUCCAGAAUACAGAGGUCACUUCUACAAGCAACUGGAAUCCGAGCUGUGAAAUAAUAAGCACACUAAUUUUCCUGGGGUAGAAUACAUCAUGUACUGUCUGGAAAGCUACAUGAUGGAUCGUCUUAUCCAUUUAUAGCACUGCUGUAAUCAGAUGCUCAGCCAAUGUGCACAAAAUCUCUGGGAAUCAGGCAUCCUGAUUAAUCCACAGACUAACCCUGACUGGAUGUCAGGCUGAGGACAUUAUUUUGGUUCUGUGCCUUGAGUUAUGACAAACCAAAGUCCUUCAGACUGCACUAAACUACCACAAGAAGUUUUGAAGUGCAAGAAUCAGAAGUUCGCCAGUACUCAAUUUCAAAUAAAACUGCCAUUGAAUCUGGGAA
Tyto alba (common barn owl) is the source of this 1125-nucleotide messenger RNA. RefSeq names its product lymphocyte antigen 96 (gene LY96). Gene Ontology annotation, biological process: detection of lipopolysaccharide; innate immune response; toll-like receptor 4 signaling pathway. Gene Ontology annotation, molecular function: Toll-like receptor 4 binding; lipopolysaccharide binding; lipopolysaccharide immune receptor activity. The transcript has 5 exons. The record is from RefSeq and is a predicted model, not a curated record. Bases 255 to 722 code for a protein of 155 amino acids. Gene Ontology annotation, cellular component: lipopolysaccharide receptor complex. NCBI's taxonomy places the organism in Eukaryota, Metazoa, Chordata, Aves, Strigiformes, Tytonidae.